This is a messenger RNA of Epinephelus moara (kelp grouper), 10136 nucleotides long. Its product is annotated as tubulin-specific chaperone cofactor E-like protein. Lineage: Eukaryota; Metazoa; Chordata; Actinopteri; Perciformes; Serranidae. The coding region runs from base 310 to 1599 and encodes 429 amino acids. The transcript has 11 exons. Gene Ontology annotation, molecular function: alpha-tubulin binding. The record is from RefSeq and is a predicted model, not a curated record. Gene Ontology annotation, biological process: protein folding.
ACUUCCGGGAUGUAUGGCAGAGCAAAAUGACAGCUGGUUAUUUUCAUCAACAAGGAAAAUUCAAAGUAGACAUCAAAGGGUCAUGUGGUGAACAGCCUCCAAGUCCGCCUUGUUCUGGUCUGUCCAGAGAUACUCUUGACAACUGACCAAAAGAGGGACCAGCAUUUCAUCUGGACACGUCUGCCAGCCUCACCAGCCACUCUGGAGCCGUCAGCACAAACACAGAAGAAGACGGUGAGCUGUGAUAGCGGUCAAGUCCAGGGAGACGUCUCUUCAGCAGUGGGUGAGGCUGUUCAUCGAGACGGAGCCAUGGAGCCUCCAGAGGUCAGGCAUGGCCGCACCUUUGUGGAGGUGAUGAGUGAGAAGUACAGCCCAGAGAACUUCCCGUUACGCAGAGGACCUGGUAUGGGAGUGGUGGUGGUGCCUACCGCAGCUCCUCAAGGCUCCCCUAUGAAAGACCGUCUGAACCUGCCCAGUAUCCUGGUGUUGAAUAGCUGUGGGAUCAGCAGGGCGGGAGACCAGGCUGAGAUCGCUGCGUUCUGUGCCCAUGUCAUGGAGCUGGACCUGUCUCACAACAAGCUGCAGGACUGGCAUGAGAUCAGUAAAAUCGUGUCCAACAUCCCCAACCUGGAGUUCCUGAACCUGAGCUCCAACCCGCUGGCAGGAAUGACCCUGGGGCCGGGCUGUGCUGAAGGCUUUUCCCGGGUCCGACGCCUCGUCCUGAACAACACUCAGGUGCCCUGGGACACCGUGCUGCAGCUCACCAGAGAGAUAACUGAGCUGGAGGAGUUGUUCCUGUGCCUUAACGAGUACAGUGAUGUGAGUGCCUCCAGUGUGACCUGCCCCACCUUACGCCUGCUUCACAUCACCGACAACAGCCUCCAGGACUGGGCCGAAGUCCGCAAGUUUGGCACCAUGUUCCCCAGCCUGGACACUCUGGUCAUGGCCAACAACAACCUGGCCUCCAUUCAGGACAGCAAGGAGAUCCUGCAGCGGCUCUUCCCCAACCUACGCCGCAUCAACCUGCACAACUCAGGUCUCAACCGAUGGGAGGACAUUGAGAAGCUGAACUUCUUCCCCAAGUUGGAGGAGGUGCGGCUGCAGGGCAUCCCCUUACUGCAGACCUACACCAACGCAGAGCGACGCAGCCUCAUGAUUGCACAGCUCCCUUCAAUAUCCCUGCUAAACGGCAGUGUUGUGACGGACAGCGAGAGAGAAGACGCUGAGAGGUUCUUCAUCCGUUACUACUUGGACUACCCCGAGGAGGAGCUGCCUUACAGAUACCAUUCCCUGGUCACCAAGUACGGGAAGCUGGAGCCACUUGCUGAGAUCGACCUCCGACCUCGCUGCCGUGCCCAGGUGGAGGUUCACUGUGAGGAAAAAGUGGAGCAGCUGAGCAUCCGUUUGGACCAGACUGUAGCUGAGCUGAGGAAGCAGCUGACAACAGUGGUCCAGCUGUCCACCAACAGCAUGAGGCUCUAUUACAUCGACAAGUGCAGUGCCUUUGGUCCGGAGGAGAUGAAGUACAACAACCGGGCUCUGCACUCCUACAGCAUCCAAGACGGUGACGAAAUCCUGGUGGUGCCCAAGACCAAGUGAACAGCUGGUGUCCCACUGGAUAAUCAGAGUGACUCGUUGAUUGAUUGAUUAAUUGGAUUAAUGUUGAUUGGUUAACUGACAUCACAAAAUAAUUGGAAAAAGGAACAGCAUCAGCGGCCCACUGAGAGUAAAACAAGAGGAUGAUGUGAACACCAUCAUGGAGACUGGAUAGUGGACUACAGUGGGCUGCUGGGAGUCACUGGCUGGAGAUGCAGCCAUUAUGUCUUUAUUUAUUUCAGCUUUAUUUGAGGGCAUCCACUGGAGUUAGACAAACCUGUCACACUGGAGAACAAGCCGAGGGAGCGACUCGCAGUCAGCUAGCAGCUUGAGCAGAGGGGAGGGCGCUGCUGUACCAGCAAAGCUUCGCUGCAGCUCUGUCUCUUAGUACACGGCAUGUACCAUAGCACCUGCAUAGGCAAGUAUCCAACACCACGGGCUUGCCCACUUUUUGCAAAAGCUACCAUGAUUAGUAGUGAGAGCGUGGAAGGACUGCUGCGCUUAUCUGCACUGUUAGAGUGGGCACAAUAUCAGGAAGAGCAGCAGCUGUUGAAGGAAAAAUCCUGCCUGAAACUGUUAAAUGGAGGUGAUUACAGUAGCAUUUUGGGGUCCGUUUUGUUAUUUAGUGGUGUUUUUUUUGUAUUUUUAUGGGUAAUUGCCAAAAUUAGAAGAUGCAGCAUCACAUUCAGAUUAUUUAAGUCAAGAGGCAAAAAGCACAGGACUGUUCUUAGAACCAUAAUCAACAAUCAGUGUGACAUUUAUUAUAGCAUACGCAGAUUUUAGAAACUUAAAGAUGCCUCCCUUGAAAUUCAGAAAUGUAUAAAUACACGUACACCCCCACUGAUAAAUCCAGAAUCUAUGAAUGUGCAAAUUUGGUAAUUAAUUGCAAAAUUUUAACUACUGGACACAAGAUCUUCCUGCCUCAAUUAAAGGUCCAGAUGAGCACAGAGGAACUUUCCUCCUCGAGCAGAUGAAUGUGAAAACAGUUUUCUGAUUUAGUGUCGCGCCCUGCACAGUGAAGAUCAAACGACCAAAUCGAUACAGGGUUCCCACAGCCAUGGAAAACCUGGAAAUGUCAUGGAAUUUUACAGUCACAUUUUUCCGGCCUGUAAAAGUCAAUGAGAUUGUUAUAGUAAUUUUCCGUUGAUAAUCCUGCACGUCAUGUAUGGUAAUGGCAAAUGGAUUUUCUUUGCCUGUGAACUUGACAUAGCUUUAACAUGCAUCGAUGUGUGACAGCGUUUAGUUUACCAUUACUAGGGAUACACGAUCGGUAUCGGCCGAUGAUGACUUGAUGGUCACUAAAAACAGGGCAGGAAAAAAGUGUAUUGAUAUGGGUUUUGGUUAUUGCUCAAAUGAGUUUUUACAUAUCGGCAUUUCAGGUAUCCGUGAAAAAUCCAGUAUCGUGCAUCCCUAACUAUCACGUACAUUUUGUUAUUUUCUCCCUCAUUUUUUCUGCCAGUGAGCUAGAAUUAUAUUUGAAUAGAGCUGAGGCUGAUAUGUUUGAAAAACGCUGGGCACAUCUUUGCAAAGUCCUUGAAAAGAUUGGAAAUUUUGUCCAUGAAAAUGUGUAGGAACCCUGUCAAUAGUAAAGUUACGGUGAGGAAAACUGGAGGGAGACAUUAAAUAGAGAGGAAAUAGAUGAGACAGGUUGAUGGAAAGUUGACGGUAUAGAAAAGAAAAUGACACCACUUUAUGACAAAAUGGCUUCAAGUGUGCAGUGAUGAUACAAUUGUGAUAUUUAACAGUGUAAUGUGUAUUUUAGUUUUUCCUUAAUCAUGUUACGUGUUUUCCACAUGUGCUUUGUGGACUUGGAGAAGGUUUACGGCCUGUGGAGAGUUUGUGGUAGUGGGGCCAUCUGUGUCCACGUUCUCAGCAGGAAGUCAAACACGUUUUCAGUGAGUGUUCGGCUUCACCAGGGUCGUCCUUUGUUACUGAUUCUGUUUGUCAUUUUCAUGGGUAGGAUCUUGGGGUGCAGUCGGGGUGGGAGAGUGUCCAGUUAGGGGAGCUCAGAAUUGUGUGUCUACUAUUUGCAGAUGAUGUGGUUCUGUUCAUCAGACCAUGACCUCCAGCAUGCACUGGGGCGGUUUGCAGUUGAGUGUUAAGCGGCAGAGGUAAAAGUCAGCACCUCCAAAUGUGAGGCCAUAGUUCUCAGCUGCAAAACACUGAAUUGCCUCCUCUUAGUUGGGAGUGAGUUACUUCCCCAAUCAAAAGAGUGAGGGUGAAAUGGAGAGUGGGAUGGACUUGGAUUGCUGUGGCGUCAGCAGUAACGCAGGUGUUGUACUGCACCUUUGUGGUGAGGAGGUAACUGUGUCAAUCGACGCUCCAACCCUCACCUGUGGUCAUGAUACGAGUGGCUGAAAUGAGUUUCCUCUGCAGGGUGUCUGGGCUCAGCUUUAGAGUUAGGGUACAGAGCUCGGACAUCCGGAGGGAGCUUGGAGUAGAGGUGGAGCUUCAUGCAGGCUGUUCUCAUUCCCAGGUCUUCAGAUACCAACUCUUUGUCACCCCCCUUGGCAUGUGAUAUCAAUACCAAAGGCACCUUAUAGCAUUUGUUUGAGACACACUGGAUUCUUAACUAACUCCAAAGUAAACCCAUCUGCAGAAGUACGUGACGCUGAGAUCAACUGAUGUCAUUUAAAGAGCGAGAAAUCUAGAGUCGGGCAUGGCGGAGAGGAAGUGGAUGGGUCAAACAAAACCUGACUUUCAUCCAGGUGUUUGUGUCUUGUUUUAAAUCAGAAGUCAUUAUUGUUUUCAGUGUAACCUAACGUAACUUCCGAAUGUACGUACCCUGUGAAACCAAAAGUCACAGUUGUUUUAACGUAAUAUUUCGUAAUUUACAUUUGAUGGUCGGGCACUGACGUCACUUAUCUGAUGUAUAUACUACAUCACUCUAUGUUACGUUACGUUAUGUUAUGUUACAUUGUGUUGCGUUAUGCUACACUAUGUUACGAUAUGCUACGCCACGUUACAUUACGUACAUAUGUAUUUACAUCACCCUAUGUUACGUUUUGUUACGUUACAUUAAGUUGUGCUGCAUUGUAGAGUUGUACCGAUACUAGUAUCGGAAAUGCCUCCGAUACUGCCUUUAAUGCGAUAUCUGGUAUCGGCGAGUACAGCCUAUGACCAAUCCGAUACCACGAAAUGCCUCACGUCAUUACGCAUACGCACGCUACAGGCAAACGAAACAGAAACAGAGUUUAAAAAGCAUUCUACUGUAGCCUUUAAAAUGUCUUUUUACCAAAUUGUGUGGCUGCACUUUAACCUGUGUCUUGAUCUGUGUCAACACUGGAUAAUAAUAAUUAAAAAAAAAGUUUUAUGGCAUUCAUUCUACUAUGAUGUAUUUAUUUCUUAAUAUUUUACAUAGAGUUUUAGGAGUUGAGACAUACAACAAAUCAUAUCCCAUUCAUUAUUUUACUCGCUGGUAUCGGAUUGGUACUCGGUAUCGGCAGAUACCUAAGGUUCAGGGAUCGGAAUCGUUAUCGGGAAGGAAAAAGUGGUAUCGGUACAGUUACAUUACGCUACACUACGUUAUCUUACGUUACGUUACGUCCCUGACCCAGUGCAGGACUAAAUUACGUUUCAUGAUGAAUGUAGUUAUUUUAACCCAAAACGUGAUCUUUUUUUCUGAACCUAACCGUGACUACAUCACAACAUUAACCAUGUAUACAGUGUGUUUCACAUAGAUGCAUUAAAGGGUGCCUGUGUGUUGCUGUCAGACACCGAGGGGCCUGACAAAGCAUCUGUACUUUGACUGCCCGGGAAUGAGGACGGGUUAGAUCAGAAUGCUUCCUGUGUGUCUCUCUUUGGAGGAUUCAGGGCACAUCUAACUGGUUGAUGACCCUGUGGUAGACCUAGCACAAGCCAGAGAGACUCUCCCCCAAUCCCAAAUGGAUCCCUUACAGACCCGUUGACUUAAGCCCUAAGCCCUUACAGACCAAGGACCAAUUCCAUUUCUUCCCCUUAGCCCUUGUCUUGGCCCUUCCAAUUGGUUUUGCGCGUUCACGUGAGGGGGAGUGGUGUCCUAAUUCUCCGUCAGGUUAGCUCUUAACCUGAUAGAGAAUUGGGACACCAGUCUCUGUAAGGGAUCCAUUUGGGAUUGGGGGUAUAUAUCUCAUCUGGCCUCAGGAUGAGCCAGGAGGACCUGGAAUAGUAGUGCUGGAGAGAGGGACAUCUGACUACCUUGUGUAUCCUGCGGCCAGUGUGACCCACCCCCAGAUAAGUGUCAGAAAAUGGGUGGAUGGAUGUUUCUUUAAUCACUGACCAAGAUCUGAUGUUACUGUGUGUCUCAUCACAAUACUGUAUGCACACUCGCACACACCCACACAGCAUCAGCAUCAUCACAAAGCAGCUGUCGUGUCAUGUCAUGUGCCUCCCCUACAGGUUUAUUGUGACUCUGCCACUACAAUAAAAGCACUAGAUGAGGGAAGAAGUGAUACACGAACACACACCUCAGACAAAAGACAGACUUUCAAGUGCAUGUUCGGCACAGGAGCAGUAUGAAGGGGUUAACUUCUCUAUUUAAAACAUCAUGUGAGUGUGAUUGAUUAUAUUCAUCCACCCAUCCAUCCAUUAGCUAUAGACACUUAUCCAGUUCAUGUUCAUUUAUUUGAGCACAAAUCAUUAACUUGUGUGUUCAUGGUCAUUCUGAAGGCACAUGGUAGCAGUGUGUUCUCAUCAGAUUACCUGAUUUUGUACACAUGGCUAUUUAAUUUGACCAGUUUUUGCUGUAUAAUAAUAUAAUAGCAUUUAGUCAUUUAGUUAGAUAGUCAUAACAUCUCAUGAUUCCUUUAAUUGCACAUGAUCUUAUUUCGUGGACCUUUAAGUGUUUAAUCAAUGCACUUUCUUUACAGUGCAUUUAUAAUUUUAUAAGAACUUUAUUAGUAGUUCUCCUUGAACAGACACUGAUCUCAGUUUAGUGCAUGUGUGUGCACCUUUAAAGGGAUAGCUCAGAUCUUUUGAAGUGGGAUUGUAUGAGGUGCUUACCUAUAGUCAGUGUAAUAAGUCAGUGGGCAGCAGUGGCUCGGUCCACAGGGAUUUGGGUUGGAAACCUGAGGGUCGCCAGCUCAAGUCCCUGUGUGGAUCAAAAUAUGGGGUGUGGACUGGUGAACAGCCCCCUCAUUCAGACAUCUCUCAGUUUAAUGCAUGUAUAGGUCCUGUUUGUGUAUUUCAGGCCUGUGUGAGUAUGACAACUGAGUGAAAAAACUGAAUCUUCUUCUGUUAACUACAGUAGAUGGUGUUCGGCAUGCCCCCAGUUUGGAGAGCAGCAGAGUGUCACCACAGAAGCUGUGGACAGGGGCAUCAGCAAAACAUAAUCUAGCCACCUAAAAAAGUCGGUUUCUGUGUUCUCUGUAUUUAGAAUAUUGUCACUGCUUUACCUUAUCGUCAGAGAGAAAUUUCAAAUCAGGAACUGUAGCCGUUAUGUCUCUCUUCAUAGCCAGACUCCAUUGAGAAAAACAGUGAUUUAACAUCGCUGAACACAGGAGCUGGUGGUCUACUGCUGCCUCCAUCACUCAGUUUGUGUUAUUGUGUGACUUUGGUGUUUAAAAGGUUUAGUUUGGAUUCAUCAAAGUCACACAAUAACACAAACUAACUCACUGAUCAAAGCAGAGGCAGACCAGCAGCUCCUGUGCUCAGAGAGCUAUAAUUACUGUUUUUCUCAGUGGAGUCUUUGAUGAGAGCAUAGAUGGGGACAAAGCAGGUAAAGGUAAAGCAGUGAAAAUACUCUGUGUAGUGUACACUUAAACUGAUUCUGAAUUAUUUGCUGCUCCCUCCAUCCAUGUCAGAGAUCCAUCCUGCUUCUCCAAACUGGGGGCGUGCCGACUGUCCUCUACUGUAUGUAAUACACUCACUACCUUUACAUGCACAGUUAAGUCGUGCUACAGUUACAGCUUGGCUACUGUCCUUGUCCCAGUAUACAGCAUUUAUGGACUGAAGUAUGUCCGACUCCGCUAUGAUAGGUGGAGAUAUGCCCCAUUUCAGCUUGUUAGUAUUGGACCUUUUUCCUGUUGACCUAUUACAUCACAGUCCAAACAAUCGACAAACAAGUUAGCUACGGUUAGCUAGCAGCUAGUCUCGCUCACCAGACCUUCCUCAAGAAAAGAAAGGUCUGGCUGGGCCGACUCUCACUUUAAGAUUGGAGAAAAAAACGCCCUGGCUGCUUGUAUUUCUUUCAGCCAAUCACAAUCGUUCUUGGCGGUGCCACAGCAACGGUGCGCUUGCAAAAAUAUUGCCGGGUGGAAACAGGUUUUGGUGUAACACGCCCACAAAAAUAUCACCUACAGGAAGCGAACCAUGGCAGAAAAAUGGCUACAUCCCCGCAAGAUCAAACACCGCAAAACUUAGUAAAGGACGUGUUGAAAACUGCUACACAACCGGAGAUGGUAGGGCAGGACAUCAGCGGGUGGCUCGUUCCGCCCAAUGAGAGGCUGAUCUAUGCAGCGAACUUCCGCGCACUCAGACUAGCUAGCAGCUAACUGCUACCAUGGUGGACAACUUUACAGCUCUGUACAUUUGUUCUGUCGAAAAAUGUACAGCUCUGAAUGUAGAUUUCUCCAUGUUGUUACCAGCUUCUUCUUCUGUUACACAUUUAAUGCUAUUGAACCUCUGGGUCAAAGCCCGGGGCGGAAAUUGUGCAGCAUGCUCAGAGCGCCUCGGCCAGUUUGGGUCCAAUAGACCUAUUGACUGUAUACAUGCAGGAGGAAUUUGACUCCCACAUUAUCUGGGUGUGUUAGUCCGACUUUGAGAAAUUCAAUGGAGAACAAUUUCAUUCAGAUUAAUAUGUUUAUGUGGUUUUAGUCGGACUGACACAAUAAAUUUAUUUUCUCUGAUGUCAUGUAAACGCACUGACUGACUGAUAAGUACCUCAUACAACCCCACUUAAAAAAAUCUGAACUAUCCCUUUACACUGCCCUCUAAUUUAGUGAAGUAUUACUUUAUGCCUCCACAUCAGUGUGUCAUGUUACACAUUCUACAUUUCACUCCAUCUUGCAGAGAAUUACCUCCACCAAAGAUCGCUCGUUAGGGUAUUAUUAUAAUGUGGAAUAUGUACAGUAUGUAUUUAUUUUAUUACACAGUAUCCACCCUGUAUAAGAGGAGCACUGAUGCCUAUUGAUUUUUCCUGUAGCAAGGAACUUAGCAGGGUAGGGGAUUCCUGACAGUGUUACGACCGUGAACGCAGCUGAUACAGUGGGUCAAACCACUGGAUUAAAUAUUCACAUUUAGUGUGUGGAAACAAAUACCUGUUCUCUCAGUUCAUCCGCUGCUGAUAGAAAGCUCAGCUCAGUGUGCCGUGGCCUCUUUUUAACAGUGUUUUUACCCUCCUAAUGUAUUAAUAUCACAAGUAUGUAAAUGCAACAAUAUAUCCCUCCUCACUAUUAUAAUUUACCAAUGUUUAUUUUAUAACACUACUGCUAUACUUGAAUAUUAGAAGGUGUGAUGGUGUAGCAAUGGCACACAGCAGGUUAGAUGAAAAGAAUUAAAAUGCGUUUUAUCACAGUAGUGCUGAAUAAAUGUUAGCGUAGCUUGAACCACAGCCAUAGAGUCCAGCACAGAGAGAGGCAGCAGAGCAGCUGGCACCUGAGUCUCAACUCAAGCAUUUAGUUAUAGUGUCUGUGCUUAUCAGUGUGAGAUCUGUUUGACGUGAGGACAUGUGUGUGACUGUCUGCAGCGUGGGUGAUGUGUUUGGUAUGUACGGGAGCAUAUUGAUGCCACGCCAGGAAAAAAACAAACUGAUCAGUAUCAGGUAAUAACAUUAAAGUUUCUCAUUAUAACAAGAUGUUUUUCAUGUUUUUACAAGAUAUUUAAUAUUAUAAUAAAGUUUUUGUGUUAUAACAAGAAACUUUUCUCGUUAUAACAAGAUAUUUAAAGUUGUAACGAGAUCAUUUUUGUGUUAUAAAGAGAAACUUUUUGUUAUAACAAGAUAUUUUUCACGUUUUUACAAGGUGGUUUCAUGUUAUAAGGAGUUUGUCUUGUAUUAAAAAAAAGGAAACUUUCUUGUUCUAACAAUAUACUUAUUUAUUUUGUCACAACGUGAAAUUUUUAUCAUUAGAAAAUGAAAACAUGUUGCUAUGACAUGAAAAUAUCUUGUAAAAAAUGUGGAAAACUUCUCAUAUAACAAGAAACUUCUGAUGUUAUUUCCUGAUACUGAUCUUUUUUUCUAGCCUGUCAGCUCUACGCUGUCGUAGUGAUGCAUGUAAUUUAUUGAUUUAAUGUGUUUGCGGGGAGAGAGGUCUCUAUGCCUGCUCAGAUUUAUGGAAUAAUGAAGUCUAUGGAACUUUGUUUAACAUGAAGCCCAAGGAAAAAUUUAUUAUAAGUCUUGAUGUAAAUUUACUGUUUACUUGUUGAACUCAUCCAGAUUUUUGUUUCUGUUAAGAACAGGAUGUUGUCAUGUUAUUUAUUCUGUCUCCUGCUGACUCUCCAACAUGAUACAAGCUGAAAAUAUCGGCUAAGCCAUUUUAUAGCCCCUGAAAACUUGAUUUUAGAUUUGAAGUAUUUCUCUGUAACAUUAAAGAUUCAUGACUAAUAAAGCAACAAUCAAAGUUAGA